GGGGGUCCGGAGGAGCAGCUCUGCUCCGCAGCAACCGUUCGCCUGCUGAAAACUUGCUGCUUCGCUUUUGGGGGUUGCUGAGCUGGAAGAUGCACGUCUAAGAUGGAAACUUCUGCUUCAACUGCUGCUGGGAAAAAAGAAGGGAAAGGUGCAGUUCUGGAGGGGAAUGGCUUUACAGAGACGGGGAAGAAACCCACUCCUUUAGCAGCUGCAGGAGCGGCAGUGGCACAAGGAGUACCGCAGCACAUUUUUCCAGCCUUCCACGCUCCUUUGCCAAUUGACAUGCGUCACCAGGAAGGACGAUACCAUUAUGAACCUCACUCUAUCCACGCUAUCCACGGGCCUCCUCCUCUAAGCGGCAGUCCUGUCAUCUCUGACAUCUCCCUCAUCCGGCUGUCUCCACACCCUGCUGGGCCCAGCGAGUCGCCCUUCAGCCCACCACACCCCUACGUGGCACCCCACAUGGAGCACUACCUCCGCUCUGUCCACAGCAGUCCCACACUCUCCGUCAUCUCUGCUGCCAGGGGCCUCAGCCCUGCCGAUGCAGUGGCUCAUGAGCACCUGAAGGAGCGAGGUCUCUUUGGGCUGCCACCACCACCACCAGGAGCCAACCCCACGGACUACUACCACCAAAUGACACUGAUGGCUGGCCAUCCAAACCCCUAUGGGGACCUCCUGAUGCAGAGUGGGGGAGCAGCCAGCACAGCGCACCUCCAUGAUUACCUCAGCCCUGUUGAUGUGUCUCGGUUUUCAAGCCCACGAGUGACUCCAAGAUUAAGCCGAAAACGAGCGCUGUCUAUCUCUCCGCUGUCUGAUGCCAGCAUUGAUCUCCAGACAAUGAUCAGGACCUCCCCGAACUCCCUUGUGGCAUAUAUCAACAACUCCAGAAGCAGUUCAGCAGCAAGUGGCUCAUAUGGUCAUUUAUCUGCCGGGACAAUCAGUCCAGCAUUCAGCUUCCCCCACCCGAUUAACCCCGUGACGUACCAGCAGAUCCUGACCCAGCAGAGAGGCCUGAGCUCAGCCUUUGGACACACUCCUCCCCUGAUCCAGCCAUCCCCGACCUUCCCUCCACGGCAGCACAUGGCAGUCCUCUCUGUUAACCCACCACCAACACAGAUCAGCAGCAACAGCAACUGCAUCUCUGACUCCAGCCAGAGCAAGCAGUGCAGUGAGUCGGCCGUGAGCAGCACAGUAAAUCCGGUAAUAAACAAGCGCAGCAAAGUCAAGACUGAAGCCGAGGGUUUGCCCCCAGCAUCCCCAACCACACAGGAGCAUCUGACAGACCUGAAAGAAGAUCUAGAUAAGGAUGAAUGCAAACAGGAGCCUGAGGUUAUUUAUGAGACAAACUGUCACUGGGAAGGGUGCACAAAGGAAUAUGACACUCAGGAGCAGCUCGUCCAUCACAUCAACAACGACCACAUCCACGGGGAGAAGAAGGAGUUUGUCUGCCGCUGGCAGGACUGCACGCGGGAGCAGAAGCCCUUCAAGGCUCAGUACAUGCUGGUGGUGCACAUGCGGAGGCACACUGGAGAGAAGCCACACAAGUGUACGUUUGAGGGUUGCUCCAAAGCCUAUUCCCGCCUGGAGAACUUAAAGACACACCUGAGGUCCCACACUGGUGAAAAACCCUAUGUCUGUGAACAUGAAGGCUGCAAUAAAGCCUUUUCCAAUGCCUCAGACAGAGCCAAGCACCAGAACAGGACGCAUUCCAAUGAGAAACCCUAUGUCUGUAAAAUCCCUGGCUGCACGAAGCGGUACACGGACCCCAGCUCCCUCAGGAAGCACGUCAAGACCGUGCACGGGCCUGACGCCCACGUCACAAAGAAGCAGCGCAACGAUGUUCAUCCCAGGCCGCCUCCGCUCAAGGAGAAUGGGGACAAUGAGGCGAGCGCCAAGCAGAGCGGCAAGGUUUCUGAGGAGAGCCCCGAGGCCAACAGUACCACGAGGAGCAUGGAGGAUUGCUUACAAGUCAAAACAAUAAAAACGGAGAAUUCCGUGAUGUGUCAGUCCAGUCCUGGUGGCCAGUCAUCGUGCAGCAGUGAGCCAUCACCCCUUGGCAGCACCAACAACAAUGACAGUGGAGUAGAAAUGAACAUGCACAGCGGGGGAAGUCUGGGAGAUCUGACAGCGUUGGAUGACAACACUCCUGUUGUGGACUCAACAGUCUCAUCUGGUAAUUCAACAGUCAGCCUGCAGCUAAGGAAACACAUGACAACAAUGCAACGACUUGAACAGCUCAAGAAAGAGAAACUCAAGACAGUUAAGGAUUCCUGCUCAUGGGUGAACCCAGCUCCCCAAGCCAGAAACACCAAGCUGCCUCCCAUCUCAGGAAACGGCUCUAUUCUAGAAAAUAGUGGUGGUUCUUCUGCUGCGUUGCCCAAUCCCAGAAUAAUGGAGCUAUCUGUCAAUGAGGUUACGAUGCUGAACCAACUCAAUGAGCGCCGUGACAGUACAACCAGCACCAUCAGCUCUGCCUACACCGUCAGCCGGAGAUCAUCGGGGAUCUCCCCAUACUUCUCCAGCCGCCGUUCCAGCGAGGCGUCGCAGCUUGGGCACCGUCCCAAUAACAUGAGCUCUGCCGACUCCUACGACCCAAUCUCGACCGACGCCUCCCGUCGGUCCAGUGAGGUGAGCCAGUGCAGUGGGAUGCCAGGUCUGCUGAACCUCACACCAGCUCAGCACUACAGGCUGAAAGCCAAGUAUGCUGCUGCCACAGGGGGCCCUCCUCCAACUCCCCUUCCAAACAUGGAGAGGAUGACCCUGAAGAACAGGAUCUCACUUAUGGAUGGACCAGAUCCUACCUUGCCCUCUGUCCGCCUCCUGCCGGGACCCAGGCGUUGCAGCGAUGGCAACACCUAUGGCUACCCAUCAGCCCCAUCAUUUCCCCAUGAAGUGACAGGCAACUGCACAAGACGAGCAAGCGACCCAGUAAGGAGACCUGCUGGAGACCCCCAGGCCUUGCCACGAGUUCACCGCUUCAACAGCACCAACAGCAUGAACCCCUACCAUCAGCCACACCCCGUGGACAGGAGGAAUUUUAGCCUCCAGAGCUAUGGACGCUCAGAUGGGAGCCUACCCCGGCACACCUACUCACCUCGGCCGCUGAGCAUCAGUGAAAACGUUGCCAUGGAAGCUAUGUCUGGGGAGGCAGAAGCACCCAUUGGAGAUGAUGACAUUAUGCUGCCAGAUGAUGUGGUGCAGUACAUCAAAUCCCAGAGCAAUGGGACAGUGGCUGAGAGCACUUCCAUGGGAUACAGCAAUGAAAUGCAAAGCUUCCAGGGAAGUGGGAAGCUGCAGGCUCCAGCGUUGCCUGGCCAGCGCAGGAUGGCAUUGGCCGAUGCAAGCAUGAGUCACUUGGGACCCAUGAUGGCAGAGUGUCCUAUGAGCUUUGACGCAUCCUCUGACAUGAAUAAAAAUAACAUGCCCGUCCAGUGGAACGAAGUUAGCUCAGGUACAGUUGAUACCAUGUCCAAUCAGUCCAAGCAGCAGUUUUCACAAGGGAACUUAUCAGUGGUCCAGCAGAAGCAGAACUUUGGUCAGUACCAGAACUACAACCAGCAGCAGAUGCAGCUGCAGGAGAACAGUAUGAAUAUGACACAGCAGACCUUUAUGCAAAGAAAUGUAGGCAUGGAUGGGCAGAGGCUAAAUUGCAUGCAGCUACGGCAGCAGCCGAUGAACUUAGGCCCCAGCAUGAACCCUGAUCUGGACUUGCAUACAGGCUAUAACCAACCUCAUCAGAUGCUGAGCCCCAGUGCAAUCAGUGGCAACCCAAAUCAGAUCUCUCCUUCUUGUAGCAGUAUGGCAGCCAAGUCAGGACCCCACCUUCACCCUCAACAAAUGGACAUGGCAACCGACCCUUCCUUAAUGGUCAGCAGCAACAGUGAGCGCACGAUGCUGGGCCAAGUCAUGCAUGAACCAAGUCAGCAGAACUACUCAUCUCAGCCAACCCACUUGAAUUUCCCCAUGGCUCAGGAGGCCUUUCAUCAGCCUAUCAUGACCUCCAACCAGACCAACUUUGAACCUCAGCAGAGCAUGAUGGACUCAGCUACACAGGCGUAUCCAUCUGGCAUAAUCCAGCCUCGUCCUCCACCUGAACCAAGUCCAGGAAACAGAUCCCGAGGCCUCCGCACAGUACAGCAGCUGGGUGGCUACAUGAGAACUCCCCACUCUACCAUCAACUCGGGCCAGGAGGCUGCGGAGGCCAUGCAUAAAAGAACCAGCGACAUGUUGCCAGCACCAGUCCAGCAGUGCGUAGAUGGCACGAGGGAAAACAAUUUGAUGUACUAUUAUGGUCAAAUCCACAUGUACGAACAGAACAGCAGCGUCGACAACCAUGCGGACUGCCGAGUCAGGCAGCAGCAGUGCGCACUGAACAGCAAGCCGACCACUCUGCCCUCCCCAGGCGCCAACCAGGUGUCCAGCACGGUGGACUCACAAGGUCUUGAGCCACCCCAGAUAGAUUUUGAUGCCAUCAUGGACGAUGGGGAUCAUUCGAGCCUGAUGUCAGGAACCCUGAGCCCAAGCAUCCUGCAGAACCUCUCCCAGAACUCCUCUCGCCUGACGACUCCACGAAACUCUGUGACACUGCCCAGCAUACCCGCAGGAAUCAGCAAUAUGGCAAUAGGUGAUAUGAGCUCCAUGCUAACCACGCUGGCGGAAGAGAGUAAAUUUCUGAAUAUGAUGUCAUAACACUAGAGCACAAGGCCUUAGCGCUACCCGAGGGGCUCUGCAUGAAGCAGUUUUAUGAAUGUGCUUUUCAAAAAUAAUCUUUCACUAGAGUAGAUUUUUUUUUUUUUUUAAUAAUAAGUAUUAAAUACAUUAAAGGGAUUCAAAAAUGAAAAUUUUA
Messenger RNA from Dryobates pubescens (Downy woodpecker), 4846 nucleotides. It is a transcript of the gene GLI2, whose product is annotated as GLI family zinc finger 2. Gene Ontology annotation, biological process: regulation of transcription by RNA polymerase II; smoothened signaling pathway. Bases 103 to 4689 code for a protein of 1528 amino acids. NCBI's taxonomy places the organism in Eukaryota, Metazoa, Chordata, Aves, Piciformes, Picidae. Gene Ontology annotation, molecular function: RNA polymerase II cis-regulatory region sequence-specific DNA binding; DNA-binding transcription factor activity, RNA polymerase II-specific. The transcript has 14 exons. Gene Ontology annotation, cellular component: nucleus. The record is from RefSeq and is a predicted model, not a curated record.